Oreochromis aureus is the source of this 5285-nucleotide messenger RNA. RefSeq names its product gamma-aminobutyric acid type A receptor subunit delta (gene gabrd). The transcript has 8 exons. Lineage: Eukaryota; Metazoa; Chordata; Actinopteri; Cichliformes; Cichlidae. Gene Ontology annotation, biological process: signal transduction; regulation of membrane potential; nervous system process. Bases 3125 to 4537 code for a protein of 470 amino acids. Gene Ontology annotation, cellular component: synapse; GABA-A receptor complex; neuron projection. Gene Ontology annotation, molecular function: extracellular ligand-gated monoatomic ion channel activity; GABA-A receptor activity; neurotransmitter receptor activity. The record is from RefSeq and is a predicted model, not a curated record.
AGAAAAAGAGUAUUGCACUUAGUCUUAUUGCACAUGUGUGGAUGUGUGUGUUUGAUCAGCUGCAAAAGUCUUAAAUUAAAUAAGAUAAGAUGAGAUAAAUUAAAAUGAAAAAGUAAACAAGAGUUCGCAGAGACACCCUUCAACCAUUUUAGGAGCGUUGCACAGUUUGUCCACCAAAGGACACUCUGGAGCUUCCCUUUUGGGAACACGGUGUUUGAAACACCAGAAAAACAACAACCAGCUGAUGGGAGCAGAAUCUGGCAGAAGGUAAAUGAAUAAACAUUUGUGUCUGAAAGAGUAAAAAAUAUUGGGCUAUAUAUUGGAAUAUUGGCUUAUAAAUCACCCCAUAAAGGUACUGGUACUACAAAUUGUAUACUGGCCGGCCUCGAUUAUAGGACAGUCAGCGGCUAACAUGAAUUCCUUCCAUUAAUCUGACAGAUUCUGAACAUUUCAGCUUCAUGUCUGGACGCACAACCUGGUCACUUCUGCUGUGAUGGACCUAGUGACAUUUACAAGCACAAAACUGAACUGCUGAUUAUGACUGGACAUAUAUCUCGUGCUCUCUAUGAGUCGCUCAGCAUAAUUGUUUAUGAGAGUGACAUCAAGGAGCCUUUGUAUGAAUGGCAGGGGAAAGUCUCUCACAUAUUACAGGCACACACAGAGAUGCACAAAGAAACACAAAGAUCAUAGUGGCAAUAGAUCAAAGAUACAAUUAGAAAUUUACAAUACUGUGCAGAAGUCUUAAAUCAUGCCUCACUUCUUUAUAAUUUGCUGCCAAAGAGCCAGACUUUCUAGUCAUUUUUUAAACUGGUCUUGAGCAAUAAUUCUUCGGGCUUCUUCUUCAGACUGAAGGUCUUUUAAUCUUUUUUUUUUUUGCACUGUCUGCUUUCUGACUCAUUUUCAGUCCAGUUCUUGACCUGACCAUUUUCAGAGGAACUUUCUUAUUGUUUGUUAAGCCACUUAAAACUCACCUAUGAAUCAUUCGAGCAUAAAAUUUAGCAAAGAGGCAAUUUUCUUGCUAGUAGCGUGUCAGGAUUAUGCAAAACAUAUAAUUUGUUCCCAGUUUUUUUGAUAAACUAACACAGUUCAAAAGGCAUAAAGUUGUAUUUUUGCACUAAAAAGCUGAUUCCCAAAGAGCUAUUACCUGAAAACCUGGCAUAUUUCAGCAUAGUGUGCAGUGUGUUGUUAAAAAUUUACAGGAAACUAGACAAGUGAAGGAUAAAAGCAGAAGCUGCACGUCUAAAAUAUGUAUACAAUAGAAUAACACUAUCUGAAAUCCAUUUUCUUAAGAAACAGGAAAAAAUCCAGCAAAAACCUAACAUGGUGGAAACUGUGUUGUGGUCUAAGGUUCCAUUUCAACCAGUGGUGUUAGGGAUCCACCACCAGUACCAUCUGGAAAGGAUCUGAUUGACAAAGACUUCCACGGUAGUGGCAGCCAACACAUAAAGAAGAGCUCAGACCACCCUUCAGGAAGCCUGGAGAACUAUUCCUGAAGACUAGCUAAAGGAAUUAUAAGAAAGCCUGACCAAGGCUGUGUUGAAGAAUAAAAGUGGCCAUACCAAGUAUUAACUUUCAACCUCAUUAGAAUUGCACAAAUUCUGUUUUUACCUUAUAUACUAUAUUACCGUGUACAUUUUAAGUGGACCUAUUUUCUGUUUUUCUAACAAAUGUUAAAGAGAUGAACGGUUGCUCAAGACUUUUCCACAGUAUAGUCAAGUGUGGGUACACUUCACCAGACACAAAGACCCCUAAUGUUCUCUGUUACCAACACUGAUAUAAGAGUGACCUGAGUCUAAAUUACUUUAAUCAAAUUAAAUUCACUUCAAUUCAUUUUACAACAACAGUCGCCUCAAGGCGUUUGAUAUUCUAAGGUAAAUACCCUAAAAUAACAGAGAGCCAACUCCAACAAUCAGAUGACGCCUUAAGAGCAAGUACUUAGUGACAGUGGGAAGUAAAAACUCCCUCUUAACAGGAAGAACCAGGCUUAGCGAGGGUCAGCGAUCUGCCAUGACCAAGCGACACGCUUCGGAAGAUAGUCAGAGAUUAAUAAUAAAUAAUGAUUAUUUGCUAAGUGGUGUAUAAAUACAUAGCGAAAGAAAAAAGGUGAGUAAGGAAGAAACAUUCUGCGCCUCGCGGGAAGCCCUCAGCAGCGUAGGCCUAUGGCAGCAUAACUAAGGGAUGGUCAGGGCCUUCUGAUCCAGCUCUAACUAUAUGCUUUUUUAAGAUGGAAAGUAUUAAGCCUAAUCUUAAAGGUAGAGAUGGUGUCUCUCUCCCGAAUCCAACCUGGGAGCUGGCUCUACAGAAGAGGGGCCUGAAACCCUUCCAUUCUACUUUGAAAUAUCCGAGGGACCACAAGUGAGUCAGCCGUCUGAGAGUGAAGUGCUCUUUUGGGAUGAUAUGGUACCAUGAGGUCUUUAAGAAAAGAUGGAGCCUGAUUAUUUAAGACUUAGUAAGUGAGAAGAAGGAUUUUAAACUUGAUUCUGGAUUUAACAGGCAGCCAAUGAAGAGAAGCCAAUUUGAAAGAAAUUUGCUCGAUAUUUCUAGUCCCUUUUGGUACUCUUGCUUCAACAUUUUGUAUCAAUUGAAGGCUUUUCAGGGAUUUGUUUUUAGGAAAAAACGAUAAUAAUGAAUUACAAUCAUCCAGGUAAAUGACAUAUUUGUGUAAUUGUGUGUAUUUGUGCAUUGAAAGAUGUACCGUGGUCAAAAUCAACUCCACGAUUUCUCACAGUGUUCCUGGAGGCCAAGGUAAAGCGAUUCAGACUGAGUAUCUGGUUAGAUACCAUUUACAAUAACUGAAUUUUUAUCUGAAUUUAGAAACAGGAAAUUAGAAGUAAUCCAGGCUCUUAUGUCUUUAAGAUAUUUCCACAUUUUAACUAAGUGUUGUGUGUCAUCUGGCUUCAUGGAUAGACAAAACUGGGUAUCAUCUGCAUAGCAAUGAAAAUGUAAACUAUGCCUUCUAAUAAUACUGCCUAAGGGAAUCACGUGUAAUCCAAAUAGACUUGAUCCUAGCACAGAAUCCUGUGGAACUCCGUAAUAAAAAAAUGAACGAUUUAAAUAAUUAAUCUUAUAUAUGUUUGAAAAAGUGGUUAUUGUGUCAGUCAAAGUUUGAGAUGUACUUUUACGUAUGCUACUAACUCUACCUGAAGUUCUGCCAGACUUUCCCUGUGGACGUGUGACUGGACAACCACUGAAGGCUGCUGUGUUUGUUUUCUUUAGGGCCAUGCUGAGUGACGUUGGGGACUAUGUAGGUACAGACAUUGAAAUAUCCUGGUUACCUAAUCUGGAUGAUUUAAUGAAGGGCUAUGCCAGAAAUUUUCGCCCUGGGAUAGGAGGUCCGCCCGUGAACGUGGCCAUGGCUAUAGAAGUAGCCAGCAUUGACCACAUCUCUGAAGCCAACAUGGAAUACACCAUGACUGUGUUCCUGCGGCAGAGCUGGCACGAUGACCGCCUGUCCUACAAUCACACUAACAAGACUCUCGGACUGGACAGUCGGUUUGUGGACAAGCUGUGGCUGCCCGACACCUUCAUCGUUAACGCCAAAUCUGCUUGGUUUCACGAUGUGACCGUAGAGAACAAGCUGAUCCGGCUGCAGCCUAACGGAGUGAUUCUAUAUAGCAGCCGAAUCACCUCGACAGUGGCGUGUGACAUGGACCUUACCAAGUAUCCCAUGGACGAACAGGAAUGCAUGCUGGAUUUGGAAAGCUAUGGUUACUCCUCAGAGGAUAUUGUGUAUCACUGGUCGGAGAGUCAGAGACACAUUCACGGUUUGGACAAAUUAGAGCUUUCCCAGUUCACCAUCACGGACUACCGCUUUGACACUGAGAUGAUGAAUUUCAAAUCAGCGGGACGCUUUCCGAGGCUCAGUCUUCGCUUCCAGCUGAGACGUAAUCGAGGCGUCUACAUCAUCCAGUCGUACAUGCCUUCGAUAUUACUGGUUGCAAUGUCCUGGGUGUCCUUCUGGAUCAGCCAAUCAGCAGUUCCAGCUCGUGUAUCCUUAGGGAUUACAACCGUUCUAACCAUGACCACGCUGAUGGUAAGCGCCCGCUCGUCCUUGCCCCGAGCGUCCGCCAUCAAGGCGUUAGAUGUCUACUUCUGGAUCUGUUACGUGUUUGUGUUUGCGGCCCUCAUCGAGUACGCCUUUGCUCACUACAACGCUGACUACCGACUCAAAGAGAAAGCCAAGGUCAAGGCCAGCAAGCUCAGCUCCGAGUCUAUCGUAAAGAACGGCAAACAGGCAAUGGUUCUGUUUUCCCUGUCAGUCACCGGCAUGAAUCAGGGCGUGGUCAUUUCCAGCCGCCACGGUCGAGCCCAGCGUUCCAGCAGCGAAAUUCCCGGGGAGGGUGGAACGGAGGAGACGGAGCCGAGGCGGAGAAGGUCCAGGCAACCGGAGGAGCGCGAGGAAGAGAAGAAGAAGUGCUGUUCCAAGUGUGUCUGCAAGCCCAUUGAUGCAGACACCAUCGACAUCUAUGCCAGGGCCGUGUUUCCUUUCACUUUCGCCGUGGUGAACGUGAUCUACUGGGUGGCGUACACCAUGUGAAGAGGAGGCAGCGGGUCUGAUCGAAUGGCUGCCAUCCAGAGCUGUAUAUAAGAAACUGCUGGAGCUGUGCCACUUUAAUGCUGGCAGACUGGUGCAGCAGAAAUAUACUGCAGCCUUCAGUAAAGGCGAGAACUCAUCAGACGAAAGACAAAAUAAAGUAUAAUGGCCUGUGAAUAUGGAAAUAUGGUAAUUACUGGAAGUACGUAGAAGUUUAAGAAGUUUUAAGAGGAUUAAAAUAUAUUUAAACACAAACAAUGUCCUGCAAAGGUGAAGGACUAUGUUGCCUGUGGAAGAUUCACAUACAGCACACAUUUAAUACAGUUUAACUAACAACAAGCACUUCCACAUCGACCUGUUAUAUAAGCCGACUUAACACGAGACACCAGACCUCACGUCCACCAAAACAGCCGUACUGACCACAAGCUCUCCUCUAAACAAAUACAAAUAAGCAUACUUAGCCAGUCUAACUCAGAGCCACAAUCAGUGAACCGCUUGUUAUCUCACAAAGCGAAAACACCACCCAGACAAGAGGAUAACGAGAUGAGGUGUACUGCUAUUCUGCAUGGCUGAGAACUCAUUUCCCCCUCUCCCCUCCCGCCACUGCUAUCCCCUCUCCUUCUCUCUCCCCUUUGGUCCUCCACCCAUUUUUUUUUCUGUUUAUUUUCACGUUUAGGACACCGACUGGAGGGUCUUAUCUCCCUCUGCCAGUUCUGCCUGUUUCCUUGCCAUUAAAGGACUUCCUCCACUA